Messenger RNA from Oenanthe melanoleuca, 3798 nucleotides. RefSeq names its product WAP four-disulfide core domain 1 (gene WFDC1). The coding region runs from base 558 to 1208 and encodes 216 amino acids. Gene Ontology annotation, biological process: regulation of cell growth. The transcript is spliced from 7 exons. Gene Ontology annotation, cellular component: extracellular region. Gene Ontology annotation, molecular function: peptidase inhibitor activity. NCBI's taxonomy places the organism in Eukaryota, Metazoa, Chordata, Aves, Passeriformes, Muscicapidae. The record is from RefSeq and is a predicted model, not a curated record.
AUCACUUUGUCAAAGCUGAUGCAAACCCCCAGCAGGAAGCACAAAGGGAGAGCCCGGGCUCUGGGGGAGUUUGGGUGAACUGUUUGCAAAACUCUGCCGAGCCCACCCCUCCGAGACCUUUAUUUCCCCCUGCGGCAGCUGUCAUCUGAUCCCACGCUUUGGCUCUGAAUGGGGCUCUCGGAGGAUGCCAGAUGUUGGGAACAAAGGUCUAAAAAUAAUCUUUCCGAGUAAUCUUCCCGUCCAUCACUCGAGGAGAGCGUGAGCUUUGUGCGAACAUGUGAGCCGAGAACCUGAUCUAACUUAAAGAAGUUCAACAGCAGCUCCCGGCUUCUGCCUGUGGCCUCUUUUUUUUAUUUUUUUUUUCUUUCUUUUUUAUUUUUUUUUUUUUUCCCUUCCCAGAAGCUGCGCAGGGAAAAGCGGCUCUGGGAGCGCUCAGCCCUCCCUCCCUCCCUCCUUGCCAAACCUCGGAACCGCCCGGAUCCCCGGAGCCGGGCUCUUUAUCCCACCUCUCCCUGGAAAAAUCAAAUUAAAAAGCGGGUUCCGGGCUGCUGCCAGAGAUGCUUUUCUGUAGAAAGGUCUUGGCUGCAGCCCUGUGCGCGCUGGUGGUGCUGCCGGAGCCGGGCUGUGCCAGGACCCUCUGGAAACGCGCUCUGCUCAAAAUGACCGAGAAAUACGAUGAUUACGAGUACCCCCUCCUCGCCCAGGGCGGGCAGCACAAGAGCGAGCGGUGCCCGCCGCCGCCGCAGAGCCUGCCCGAGCGCGCCUGCGAGGUGCCGAGCUGCCGCUCCGACAGCGAGUGCCAGCGCCACAAGCGCUGCUGCUACAACGGCUGCAAGUAUUCCUGCCUGGAGGCCGUGCAGCCCCCGCCAGUCCUGGACUGGCUGGUUCAGCCCAAACCCCGCUGGCUGGGAGGCAAUGGGUGGCUUUUGGACGGCCCAGAGGAAGUCUUACAAGCUUGUCUUGCAGCCGAGGCGUGCAGCACCACGGAGGACGGGGACGAGCCCCUGCACUGCCCCACGGGCUACGAGUGCCACAUCAUCAACCCUGGGAACACGGCUGAGGGCGUCCCCAACCGGGGCCAGUGCAUCAAACAGAGGGGCAACACAGAUGGACACAACCUGAGGCAUAAAUAUUACAAGGAAUAUUUUGGGAGCAAUUCCAACAAUUUGGUCGGCUAUGUGAAAAACCAGCAGAAGCAUUUAGGCUGAUUGAAGGUGUGCCUGGCUGGACCACUCUGUCAAGGAAUGCUUUACCCAGCAGCUUUCUGGCCCCAGAUCUCCACAUCACAUCUCCAGCAUCCCCCUGAUCCCUGCCCAUCACUGACAAAAAAAAUCCCAUUACCCAAGGAGCAGGAUGAGUCCAGAUUUUAACCCCACCAGGAAGGGGAGAAAUGUGAUCCCCUGAAGGAAACCACACUGCUUAUCAGCUGCCUUUCUACAAAUGAAAUGCAAACACCUGCAAGGGAUCCCUGCAAGCCACAGUGCCAUGCUCAGGCUGCCUGCCCUUCAUGUGCUCGUUGUGUGACCAAUUCAGACUUCAGGCCUGUGAACACAACCCAUUCUGACGUCAGAAUUCCACCUAAAAUCAUAUCUAAGUUCUUUUAAAUUAGGUGAGACUAAAGAGGUUCUCUGGAUCAAAUCCAAUGCCUGCCUGUCUUGAGCAACUCCUUUAAAGAAGCCUUUUCAUCAGCUUAAAAUUCAAACAAACCUGCAAAUUCCUUCUUUUCCUAUUUAUAUCCAGAUAGAAACCAGGCUUGACACCCACUCUAAAUGGCAAAAGUCUUAAGAAUUUGAGGAGUUUUAAGCUAGGAGCAAAACCAGCUUUAUAAGUGAUUUUAGGUUACUUUCCUCUUCUCAGUCUGGAGAGCUGCAGAUUGAGAAUUAAUAAUGGAACAGAUUCCUUCCUGCAGUAUCCAGGCAGACACAGAUGCAUGCCAGGCUUUGUAAUGUGCCCUUAAUACUCACAAAAUCUGUGGUUUUGUACCUGCAGAACCUCAGUGAGAGGCCUGAAGUCUGGAUAACCUGAGAAAUGUGUUGGAAAAGCAAACCCAGGAUAAAUUUGUGUGAUGAGAAGGAUUGUCAGGCAGAGGGGCCACUGCUCCUCAGGAGUCCUGUACCUUUGUGUUGGCUUCCAUUAAUCCUUAAGGGCUGGAUAUUUGUACUUGGACCUCACAGCUUCUUUUAGCUGUUUAGCAUUAUACAAUGGAAAAUGCAUUUUUUUUAUUAAGGUUUUCCUUUCCUGUGGCAGUCCUGAAGGGGUAGUUGCAUUUAUUGUGACAAAUCAGAAUUGUUUGGCAGAAAAGCCACGUUUGCUCCAUGGUUUAGUCCACGUUCCCACCUGCAUGCAUGAAAUUAGCAUUUCAAUUUGCACAGUAGUAGCACUGCAUAUAAAUACCCAAUUCAUAAAGGCAAUGCCUGCUUCCACUCACAAAAUACAGAAUUUUUUUUUUCCACUCACUAAAUGGUUUAAGCCAAAUCCCAGACACCUGUAAAACUCUUGAUACUUUGCACAUGACAUUUGCAGCUGGAGAGAUGGAAAGUGCCAAACUGCUCUUCUGUUUCCUAUUUAAGCAGUCCUGGGUGCUUUACAGAGCAAAGGAACAGCUGAAGGGCUCCACAUUUUCCUAAAUAUCUUCACUUGUUGAACUCACUUUUUUUCCAAAGUGCAAAAUAUUAAAUGCAGCACUGUGUUUGGACAGAGCUAAUUCUGGAAUUUUAUCCUAUACAGCUUCCUGCAAUGAGAUCUUAAUUCCUGCUUGGACACAGGAGCCACAGAGCCAGAGAAUUGUGGAAUGGUUUGGGUUGGGAGGGAGUUUAAAGCUCAUCACCUUCCACUAGACCAGGUUAUCAAGGCUCCAAUCCAUAUUUUAUAGUUCCAAUCUGUGUUUGGACCAGAAUCUUGCCACUUAUCCUGCUGCAGCCUCAUCCUCAGUGCUGCUCAGUGAAAUGGAUUGAUUUUGUUCAGCAUUGCUUUCUGCAGAAAAAAAAAUCAAAUUCUGAUUAAAUGAGCAAAGCCCUCCAGUGAUCACUGCUAAGGCCCACAGAGUAAAUGCCAAAAUGUUCUAUUUUAACCUAAAAAAUUCCUAAAACCUUGUGAGGAGCCAGUUGAAAAACUGGUGUUGAGCCUUCACAAAUUUGAAAGAUUAAAACUUCAAAUCUCAACCUAAUCUCCCAAAGCAGCCCAAAAUCUAUUUAAUUUGAGUGGACACGUUCACUUCAGUGUUUGAUUUCUUUGUAGCUGCAGAAGCACAUACCUGACCACCUGGGUGGGACAGUACAGGUAUUUUCUCCUUGCAAAAGUAAUUUUUAAAAGAAGAAAAUGGACAAAUGAAUAAUCUGAUGACGAAUUUCUGUUUACUGGGUGUUUCACAGCCCUUCUUUGUGGUGCUAUAACGCUCAGGGGGUUUAUUCCAAGUAAAUUCAAGUUAUUAAUUGUCAAACUCAGAAACAAAAGCCACAGAAGGGACUUGUCAAAGUGCUGUGUUUCCAAAAGUGAAACACUGAAAUGUGAAAUGAAAGCACAGAGCAGGUGAGUUGUGCUCAGCUGCUCUUCUCUCCACAGCUGCUUUACCUGGUGCAGCACGGUAGGAAAUGCCUGGUGUGGGUUGUUUUUGACAUUUCCAUGCACACUUUGCAGAUGUUUGGUGCUAUGACAACCUUGCUGUGUGUCACUGAGUGCUCACAAUGCCUCCCCACCCCCAGGAUCUGUGCAGCCCCUCCCUGGUUUGUGCCCCUGGUGCUCACACACGUUCAGGUUCUGCUUUGGUGCUCAAUAAAAAGUGACCAGUCUAUUUUUCAA